Leptosia nina is the source of this 630-nucleotide messenger RNA. The record is from the annotation of a GenBank genome assembly. NCBI's taxonomy places the organism in Eukaryota, Metazoa, Arthropoda, Insecta, Lepidoptera, Pieridae.
AUGGACUACGAUUACCUCAUAAAAUUAUUAUGCGUUGGUGAUUCGGGAGUUGGAAAAACGAGCUUCCUUUAUAAAUACACUGACGGGGUUUUCCAUACUCAAUUUAUAUCUACAGUUGGAAUAGAUUUUAGAGAAAAGACUGUCGUUUACCAACAAAAUGGAAGGCAGCAUCGUAUACACUUACAACUUUGGGAUACAGCAGGACAAGAAAGAUUUCGGAGUUUAACCACUGCAUUUUAUCGGGAUGCAAUGGGCUUUCUAUUAUUAUUUGAUUUAACAAAUGAGGCGUCAUUCCUUGAAGUCAGAAACUGGAUUGAACAGUUAAAGACACACAGCUUAAGUGAUGAUCCAGAUAUUGUACUCUGUGGGCACAAAUGUGAUCUUCAAGAAAAAAGACUAGUUAAUCCAAACCGGGCAAGAGAGUUUGCAAAGAACUAUAAUUUGCCAUAUCUGGAGACCAGUGCAAAAACUGGACAGAACAUUGACCGUGCCAUUGAGAUCCUCCUUGAUAAAGUUAUGUUCAGAAUGGAAACAUCAGUUGAAUACGCAAUGCAGUGUGCUACAGGCCGACGUCGACAAUCUCUGCAAAAACUACAAGCUAAACAGGAUAGGAAAUUCUGCUCCUGCUAA